This is a messenger RNA of Fonsecaea erecta, 1188 nucleotides long. RefSeq lists its product as hypothetical. The record is from RefSeq and is a predicted model, not a curated record. Bases 1 to 1188 code for a protein of 395 amino acids. The transcript has a single exon. NCBI's taxonomy places the organism in Eukaryota, Fungi, Ascomycota, Eurotiomycetes, Chaetothyriales, Herpotrichiellaceae.
AUGCUUCUUCCAGUGUUUCUUCCUCUCUUUGCUCUCCUGCUGUCUUCGCUCGCCAAUGCAACCGAGCAACCGCAGAAAACUCUGAAACCGACGAAGACGCAGGAACCCAAUCCAACCAUCACGGCCAGUGUGAAGUCAAUCUUCAGUUCCUUGAGCGGCGACGAGGGCACGACAUUUGAUCCCAAGUUGGCGACUGGUUGUUGUGGUCCCACCUGCGCCUUAGGAUUAUGCAAUGGCAUCUAUCCGUUCGACACAACACCUCCUGCUGAUGCUGCUCGCACAGCAACAGCUUCGCCUGCCAGUGUCACGGAAACUUGCUGUUCCGCUGGCUGUCCCGAUGGCUUCUGUCGAGGCUUCGAGCGCUGGAAGCAUUGGUGGCCCAUAGCCUGCGUUGGCCGGCACUGCGCUGUGCCCACUGGGCAAAGAUGGGCACAUUGGCCACCCGCUAGACCACACCCUGGACAAUUCUGUGUUGGCCGUAACUGUGGACCAGGCAGUUCGCAGAGCGACUCGAUCAUAACCAGUAUCUUUAGGGAGGCCGAUUUGGGCGCCAUCCACGACGUCAAACCUACCGGCACCCCUUCACCAAAUGCCAACGUUGCGGAAUCGGACUUGACUGAUUUCACGGAGCAGUUCCAUGCUGCGGAGCUCGCCGGUCAGGAUCAAGAUACUCUUCCUAUCAUCGUGGAAAACAACGCCAAAGAGCCCGUCACGCUCCUUGCAGACAUCGACCUGGCGCUGAUCGAGAACUACAUCUCAUCCGGCAUGCUCUCGGCUUUGGGCAUCCCGUCCGCCUCGUCCGCAAUCAGUCCGAUAGCUAAGAAAGACCAACGACCCGCUGCUUUAGGUACCCCAGCUUUCAAAGUCACCCCAGCCGCCAAAAUCACGCUGAGCCUGCUCGCCGGACCCCAGGGGGCUCUCAAGCAGUUCCCCGAUAUCGAGUUCAACGUCUUCGACAUGCCCCCGGUCUCCGAACGGGGUGGUGUCCCCUGGGAGCCGGAGGUCUUUCUGGGCCUGGAUUUCCUGCGCGAGGCGUCGGCGUUGAGACUGGUGGAUGAGUUUGCCGGACAUGCGGCGCUUGACGGCCUGCCCGUGCUGGUGAGAGACAUCAAGGGUGUGUUUGCCGUCGCGGGGGUGGACGGUGACAGCAAAGAGGCAUCCGAAGCGGGCAAAAAAGACGAAUUGUGA